AUGACUGAACGCCCGUCGGGACUUGGCAGGACGCCAACUGCACCCCCUGUCAUGGCAAACGGCCACUUUGCAACUGUUGCCGACCAAGGCGAUGCCGCCUCCUACGAGCAUGGCGUGCAAGCGAUUGAUGGGGAUAAGGAGUUCAAUCCCAACUUAUCCAAGUACCUCACUCUCGAAGAUGUCACCCCCGCCGGCUUCAACUACCACCUCAUCUCCGUGUUUGGAUCGCAGUCCACCGGAAAGUCCACUCUGCUCAACCAGCUCUUCGGCACGCAAUUCUCCGUCAUGUCCGAGAUGGAGCGCAGGCAAACAACCAAGGGUAUCUGGCUGUCAAAGAACAAGAAGCAGGCCGAUUCCGCGACAGCCGAUGGCUCGCGGAUGGCGGACAACAUCCUCGUGAUGGAUGUGGAAGGUACCGAUGGUCGUGAGAGAGGUGAGGACCAAGAUUUCGAGCGCAAGAGUGCUCUUUUCGCACUUGCGACGAGUGAGGUCCUCAUUGUGAAUAUUUGGGAGCACCAAGUGGGGUUGUACCAGGGUGCCAACAUGGGCCUGCUUAAGACCGUCUUUGAGGUGAACCUGCAAUUGUUCCUAAAGGAUAAACACACCACCCACCGAUCCCUACUCUUCUUCGUUAUUCGUGAUUUCAUCGGCACCACCCCGCUCAAGAACCUUCAAAAGACAUUGCUGGAGGAUCUCUCAAGACUCUGGGAUACCAUCUCCAAACCUGCUGGACUGGAAAAAUCCACAAUCCACGAUUACUUUGAUUUCCAAUUCUACGGACUCCCGCACAAAGGCUACCAACCGGACCAGUUUGUAUCAGAGACCAAGAAGCUAGGUCUGCGUUUCCGUGAAGGACACCGUGAUCCCAAGCGGGAUGCUCUCAAAGGUGAAUUCUCGGAAGGAGGUGUCUUCUUGCCUGAAUAUCAUCGACGUAUUCCGGCGGACGGUUUCGCGCACUACGCGGAGGGCAUUUGGGACCAAAUUGUCAAUAACAAGGAUCUUGAUCUGCCCACUCAGCAGGAACUGCUUGCUCAAUUUCGCUGCGACGAGAUAUUGCGCGAGGUUAUGAUUGGGUUUGACGAGGCUAUCAUCGCUUUUGAGGACAAGCAAAAUGAGGCAGUGCGUCUGGGAGCUCCGGAAGUGCUUGGUGGUCUGGGUGUGGCGAUGCGGACAGCACGAUCCAAGACAGUCAAUGGCUUUGAGACUGAAGCUAGCCGGUAUCACAAGGGUGUUUACCAGCGCAAGAAGGCUGAACUGGAGGGCAAGGUUGACACCCGACUCAAGGCUCUUUUCCACGGCCAGGUCUCCGCUGCGCACAAGUCUGGUAUUCGUGAUUUCAGUGAUGCCGUGACGAACGCUGUCAAGUCCGGUCAGAAGAAGGGCGGCAACUACGACUUUGCGGAGAUUGUCAACGAGGAGAGCAAGGUUUCGCUAGAGAAGUUUGAGGCAGUUGCCCGUUCAACUGUGGUGGAGAAUACCUCCUGGAGCAACUAUAAGCAGGAGCUGAAACUCUAUGAGAAGGAAUUGUCUGAAGUUAGCGCUCGUCUUCGACGCGAUGAGAUGCGACGCUUGGCUAGCCGUGUCGAACGCUGGGUGCAGUCUCGUCUGGGUGAAUCCGUGGGAGUUGAAUUUAAUGGACUUGGCUCUGGACGUGCCGGCGGUGGCGCUCCCGAAGAUGGCGAUAAGCCCACCGAGAAGGCAUUCUGGGAUCGUGUCUGGAAUGUGUUCGUGGAGACUGUCCUGGAUGCCGAGCGAAGAUUCACGGACCGCGCCAGCAGCUUCGACGCCAGUCUGGAAGAGGUCGACGUGGGACUGUGGCGUCUGCGCCGUAAGUCCUGGGGCGUACUGCGUGCGAAGAUUGACGAGGAGAUGAUCGAGGGUAACUUGCUUCUCAAGCUGCGAGAGAACUUUGAGGACAAGUUCCGAUAUGACGAUGAUGGCGUGCCACGCAUUUGGCGUCCGACGGACGACAUUGAGGGUAUCUAUACUCGUGCUCGCGAGUCCACUCUUACCUUGAUUCCUCUUCUCUCGCGUUUCCGCCUUGCCGAGACCUCUGCUGCCCCGCCACUCGAUCGAUGGAUUGGUCACACCCCAAGCACAGCAUCUCCUGCCGAUGAAGAGGAUCUGGCUCCUAUCGGCGGUGUCGAUGAGGACGAAGGCAAGAGUCUGGAGGAAGAGAUGACGAUUGUGGGUGAUUCCAAGCGUCAGGAACUCACUGUUCGCUUCAAGAAGGCUGCCGAUGGAGUAUAUGUCGAAGCCAAGCGGAGUGCCAUUGGUGGCAUGACUCAAGUGCCGUUGUACUUCUAUGGUAUUCUGCUGGCAUUAGGAUGGAACGAGAUUAUUGCUGUUCUCCGCAACCCCGCCUAUUUCUUCUUGCUGUUUGUGUGCGCCGUUGGUGCCUAUAUCACCUAUCAACUCAACCUGUGGGGUCCUAUCUUAAAGAUGACCGAGGCAGCAUCGCAGCAAGCUCUCGAGGAAGGCAAACGUCGCCUGCGCGAAUUUCUCGAGUCUUCCGACACAGGUCGGCAGGCGAUGGCCAUGUCAGCCUCGGACAGGAAUGGUUCUUCGGGCCGUAAGGAAGAGUAUGAGAUGUCUGACCUGCCCAGCCGUGGCUCGAAGACUAACGACGACGACCUGGAUGACUUGUAA
This is a messenger RNA of Penicillium waksmanii, 2649 nucleotides long. It is a transcript of the gene sey1, whose product is annotated as dynamin-like GTPase SEY1. The transcript is spliced from 4 exons. The record is from RefSeq and is a predicted model, not a curated record. Gene Ontology annotation, cellular component: endoplasmic reticulum. Gene Ontology annotation, biological process: endoplasmic reticulum membrane fusion. Gene Ontology annotation, molecular function: GTPase activity; GTP binding. The coding region runs from base 1 to 2649 and encodes 882 amino acids. NCBI's taxonomy places the organism in Eukaryota, Fungi, Ascomycota, Eurotiomycetes, Eurotiales, Aspergillaceae.